CGUUACUAUGCUUCAGUUAGAGGCUCCAUUUUAUUGGCUGAAAAAUGUUUAUCACAAUAAGUUUCCUGUCUUCACAUGUGUAUAUAUUUAUAUAUAUUUGUAUAUGUAUUUCUUUUACAUGUUCUUUUCAUACAUUGUGUUUCAGAUUACAUACACUCAAUUUGACAAAACAGUGAAUGAGUGAUAGUUGUGUGGGACAUUUAUUUCAUGCAAAGAUUUGAUUUGGUAUAACUAACAUUAAAAGAUUUGCCAUAGAUAAAAUGCCCAAAGUCGCACCAAACAAAGCCAAAUCUGGCAAGAAGCAGAAGAAAAAUGGUAGCAGCAAGUUGGCACAACUCAUCGCCACUGCCAUCAGCAAAGAUGAGGAAGUGCUCAAGGAAAUUGUGGAUUUACUGCCUACCACGGAUAAAGAUGACGGUACGGCCAAUUAUGAAAUUGAACCAGACCAGGAUGUCCAAUCCAUGUCCACUAACCAUGACCAAAUGGACACUAGUGAGGAUGGUGUUAGUUUAAGCACCAUAGAUUCUGGACCUGUUCCCCUUGAUUUAAGUAACAACUCGGUGGAUCUAGGAUCUUUUAGUCUAGUCCAUCCGCCUAUAGACUCAAAACUAAGGCAGCAGAUAUGGAAUCGGGAAUUUGUAGAUCUGGGGGUUCUUUAUUUUAGAGAAAAAAACAUAUCAAAAACCACCACUAUCCAGGAAUCUGGAAAUAGAACGGUCACCUCUAUUCAGGAGGGGUCCAAGAAACAAAUAAGCACUAUACUAACUUGGUCUAGAGCCUUUCAACAAUACGCCGAUGUGUAUUGUUGCAAGUACCCUUUGGAGAGUAGCCAACUCUUCCAAUAUAUGUCUAUUAUUCAAAAAAUGGCCCAAUCUACUGAUAACUGGUUGCUGUACGACACUAAGUUUAGGCAGCUAAGGGCAACCAACCCUCAACCAUGGGGGAUAAUCCAUGCUGAAACAUUCCUUUUUUGCUCAAUUGACAAGCCAGCCAAUCACAAAGUCCAAAACAACAACCAUUCCUUUCGGAAAUACCUCCCGCCCCACAUCUUUCAAAGAAAAGGUUAUUGUUGGGAAUUUCAAAAAAGAUCCUCUUGCUCAAAAAAGUCCUGUUCUGUCAGUCACAAAUGUGCAAACUGUGAAGGACAGCAUGCAGCCAUCUCCUGCCACCUUGAUUUUAAGAAAUUCAAACAACCCAUCAAAACAGGUGACAACACAGCCAAGUAAUAAGGGCUUUAAGGUAUCAACCCCUAUAAAUGUAUCCUCCCUACAACAAUAUCUUGAUGGUUAUUAUCUCAAACAAUCGGUAAUUGAUGGUUUUACUUACGGCUUUAGUUUAGGUACUGUCGGUUAUGUCCCGGCAUUGUCAGCCAACAACCACCGCUCUGUUAGCACUCACCUUGAUUUUGUUCGCACAAAGCUAUCCUCUGAGAUUUUGAAGCAAAAAAUUAAAGGGCCUUUCAAGACUAAACCAUUCCAUGACUUAGUUUGCUCCCCUUUAGGUGUCGUCCCUAAGAAAGACCCUAACUCCUUUCGACUCAUACAUGAUCUAUCUUACCCCUCAUGGGGAUCCUCAGUUAACUCAUUUAUUCCAAGAUUAUUUAGAGGUUUGUUUAGAACUAUUUGAUGAUGUAGCUAAAUUAGUCCUAUCUUCGGGUUACAAUUGUGAAAUUGCUAAGGCUGAUAUUGAAGAUGCAUACAGAGUUAUCCCUAUGUCUCCUUUAGAUUUCAGGAAAUUGGGGUUUUCAUUUGACAAUAAAUUUUAUUUUGAUACAGCACUACCUAUGGGAGCUUCUUCCUCGGUAGCUAUAUUUGAAAAAUUUUCAUGUUCUUUACAGUGGAUUUUGAAAACAAAAUGUGAAGUACAAAAAGUAUCACACAUUAUAGACGAUUUCAUUUUUGUGGGUUCUGCUGAUACUGGGGAAUGUUUAAACUCAUUGAAUAAAUUCAUGUCACUGGCAAAAGACUUGAAUUUACCAAUCAAACAUGCUAAAACGUCAUUACCUUCGACCUGUGUAGAAGUACAUGGUAUUAUGAUUGAUACCAAGUCAAUGAUCGCCAAACUUCCUCAGAACAAAGUUCAAGCCCUAAGAUCCUUACUUAACAUGUACAGGAAACAAAAGAAAGUCACUCUAAGGGAAUUGCAAUCAUUAUUAGGUCAUUUAAACUUUGCUUGUAGAGUCAUUAAACCGGGUCGUUGUUUCUUACGACGUCUAUAUGAUAAAACUAUGGGCAUAAAUAGUAAACAUCACUACAUCAAAUUGAAUAAUGAUUGCAGGGCUGAUAUUCAAUUGUGGCAUGAAUUCAUUCAUGAUUACAAUGGUUGCACUCUUCUUACCGGGGACAGAUUUAUAUCAAAUCAAACUAUGAAUCUAUUCACAGAUUCAGCCGGUUCUAAAGGCUUCGGAAUUGUUUACUCAAAUGAAUGGACAUUUGGCUGUUUUCCACUUCAAAUCCAACAGCUCCAUAUCAAUAUCUUAGAGCUCUAUCCAAUAGCAUUAGCAGUUGUAAUGUUUGGUCAUUUAUGGUCAGGAACGAAUGUCUUGUUUAUAAGUGACAACUUGUCUGUAGUCUACUGUUUAAACAAGCAAACUUCUAAAGACAAAAUAAUGAUGAAACUGAUCAGAUUUAUAGUUUUAAAGGCCCUCAAAUACAACUUCUGUUUUAAAUCAAAACAUAUUAGUUCAUCUACUAAUAUAAUCUGUGAUAAAUUAUCUCGAUUACAGGUCAAAGAAGCCCUUCAACUCGCUCCUCAUCUAAACAAAUGCCCAGCAGCCAUUCCACUGUCAAUGACUCCAUGGCUAUUGCUGAAAUAAAAGGCAAUUUGGUAGCGGCGUCCCUAGCAAGAACUACCAGACAAGCAUAUGACAGGUUUUGGGCAAAAUUUGUUGAGUUCCUAACAUCAAAUAAUUCGUACCAUGACGUGCCUUUUUCUGCCACUGUCAUUUCUGACUUUGUGGCUUAUUUACAUUUAAAGAACUAUAAGCCAUCUUCAAUUAGCAGUCACUUAUCAGCAAUAACUUAUUUCCACCAAGUGGCUAGGUUCCCUGACCCUUGUGAUGAUGUAAUUGUUAAAAGAAUGAUCCUGGGGUGUAAAAAACUAACCCCCUCUUUUGAUCAACGUUUGCCUCUGUUAAAAGUCCACAUAAAGAAACUCAUAGUGGCCUGUGACCAUAUCUUUAAAGACAAUAUGUAUGAUAGAUAUCUGUACAAAGCUAUAAUACUGGUCACUUACAAUGGGUUCUUUAGAAUGGGUGAACUUCUUCCAAGAAAUUUAAGGAAGUGUAACAAAGUCAUUCAAUUCAAUCAUGUUCAUCUGACUAAGUCCCAUGUAUCUUUGAAGUUACAUAAUUACAAGACUAAAAAAGAGGUCAAGCCAAUUGAUGUCACUUUACAAAGAACCAAAGUUCUUUGUCCAAUUAAAUCACUUCACAGGUAUCUGACCAUCAGGGGUGCUCGUGAUGGCCCCCUCUUUAUUUCAUCAUUAAAUACUCCUAUCACUAUUUCAAAAUUCAAAGGUGUUUUUGAUCAACUACUUGACUUAUGUCACCUCAGCCGUCAGUAUUAUCAUCUCCACAGCUUUAGGAUAGGGGCAUGUACACAAGCUAUUUUGUCAGGAAUCCCCGAACAAACCAUUAUGCAAAUGGGCAGAUGGAAAUCAAAUGCCUUUAAAAGAUACAUCAGACUAGCUAAUGUAAGAAAUCCUGUUUCUUGAUCAAAAAUCCUAUCUGCUGCCUUACCCAUAUUUAAAUGCCUUUCUGUGUCAUUGGGGUGUGACACAAACAUGGGUGUUUCAUUUAUGUCUAUUUGCUUCCUUUGUGUCAUUGGGGUGUGACACAACCAUAUUAUUCUUAUUCUAAUAUUGUGCAAUUACUUUUUUGUGUCAUCGGGGUGUGAUGCAAAAUAAAAUGACAGUUUCUGUUCAUGUAUAUAUAUAUGACUUUGUGUGUCAUUGGGGUGUGACACGAUCAUAUUAAUCUUAUUCUAGUAUUGUGUAAUUACUCUUUUUGUGUCAUCGGGGUGUGAUACAAACAAAUAACGUUGCUUUUAUUCAUGUACAUACGCCUUUGUGUGUCAUUAGUGUGAUUCAAUUAAAGGGACUUGGUUUUACUCCGUAUGUGCAUUUUGUGUCAUUGGGCAAACACAAAUAAGUGACAAUUGUUUUGUUAAUAUGUAUUUGCUUAUUGUGUCAUUGGGGUGUGACACAAUUAUCUUGAUGCUGGUUUUUGUAACAUUUUCUAAUUAUUUACAACUAUAUACAUACUCAAAAUAUUGCUAGUCAAAAUGAAAUCCAUUGCAAUGCUUCUUCAAUUGCUCCUUAUUGAGCCGAAGAUCUGUACUUUUGUAUUUAUUUUAUUGCUUUUUAUAUUUAUGUAUUGUAAAUUUUUACUAUCAUAACUAGUCAACAUAAUUCUAGUCUGACAAUUUGUCUCACUAUUAUUCCAGUAAAUAAAAUCACAUAUUUUUGUCUAACAUCGCUUUAAUAAGCCUCAUAAUAAUUUAUCUAGUCGAAAGUGUUUUAAUAAUAGACCUGCUAGUGGCAGGGUCUACCCCUGUUAACUUCUAUAUUGUAAGUUUUUACUUUCAAGCACUUGCUCAUGUGACAAGUUUUACCCUUAAAAAUAAUACAGUUGUUAAUACCCAUUUUGUUGUAAAUAGCUUUGUUAUAACUGUAAAUAUUUUUCUUUCUCAUGUUACUUAUACAUAUAUAUAUAUAUAUAUUAGUUACACUUUAUGACUACAUAUAUGUAACCUGAUAGGAAUUCCAAAUUGUUCCACAUUAGUGUUCUCUACUAUGAUUUGCUUGAUCAUACUCAUGUAGAUUUGUUAUAACUUUCUCUAGAACUUGCUGUAACAUAUAUUUGUUUUUUUUUGGUGGUUUGGGAAAGUGGUAGGCAUCUAUACAAUUUAAAUUUCUUUGUCGUCUAAAUUUGCGCCUGUCAAGUCUCUUUGGUUGGACCAGUGGUGGACGAAUUGCUGUCCAACUUUAUGUCAUGUUUUUUACUUAUAUAAGCUUUAUAUGCCUUUCUUUCUUGUUUUUUAAAUAAACAGUCCAGUGCCCUCUGGGCCUGGACAUUUUCAUCCAAUUUGGUAUUUGUUCUAUUUUAUCUUGACAUAAAUAAACUGCUGAGUCUUGCCAGGUGCAAACAUAAAAUUAUACUUUAUAUAGUGGAACAGUAUAAAGUGAUUUAUGUUUGUACAGUUUCAUCUUAUUUUACAUCUUAGCACAUUUAAGGCAUUUCUGGUGUUUAAACACUUUUCGGUGUAAUUCUAUCUUUCGGAUCAUAGAAAAUUUUUCACCACUAGGUGUCGCACGCAAAAUUGUUAUCUGAAAAUUGUUUCACUCUACCGCCACCACCCCACCACAACUCCUUGCCUAGUUUUAAUAUUGUUUGUUUUACUACAUGUUACUUUUAUAUGUACAGGACGAAUUGCUGUCCAACUUUAUGUCAUGUUUUUUACUUAUAUAAGCUUUAUAUGCCUU
Ruditapes philippinarum (Manila clam) is the source of this 5484-nucleotide messenger RNA. RefSeq lists its product as uncharacterized. Lineage: Eukaryota; Metazoa; Mollusca; Bivalvia; Venerida; Veneridae. The coding region runs from base 261 to 1226 and encodes 321 amino acids. Gene Ontology annotation, biological process: DNA recombination; DNA integration. The record is from RefSeq and is a predicted model, not a curated record. Gene Ontology annotation, molecular function: DNA binding. The transcript is spliced from 2 exons.